CCUCCAUAGAUAUAAAUUUGAUCGAAAGUGGUUCUAAUAAUGUUGAUAAUGAUGAACAAAUGAUGGAUAUUGAAUCUAUUAACAUAGAGAGAAAAAAUAGCAAUGAUUUUAGUAAGUAUUUGAAUCAUUAA
This is a messenger RNA of Dentiscutata heterogama, 131 nucleotides long. The record is from the annotation of a GenBank genome assembly. Lineage: Eukaryota; Fungi; Glomeromycota; Glomeromycetes; Diversisporales; Gigasporaceae.